AUGGGUCUCACCUUCUCCAAGAUUUUCGACAGACUAUGGGGACGCAAGGAGAUGCGAAUUCUGAUGGUCGGUCUCGACGCUGCCGGAAAGACCACCAUCUUGUACAAGCUCAAGCUCGGUGAAAUCGUUACCACCAUCCCCACCAUCGGCUUCAACGUCGAGACCGUCGAAUACAAGAACAUUCAGUUCACCGUCUGGGAUGUCGGUGGUCAGGACAAGAUCCGUCCUCUCUGGAGACACUACUUCCAGAACACCCAGGGUAUCAUUUUCGUCGUCGACAGCAACGAUCGGGAUCGUAUUGUCGAGGCCCGCGAAGAGUUGCAGCGCAUGUUGAACGAGGAUGAACUCCGUGACGCCCUGCUCCUGGUCUUCGCCAACAAGCAAGAUUUGCCCAACGCCAUGAGCCCUGCCGAAAUCACCCAGCAGCUCGGUCUGCAAAGUCUCACUCGCCGCCCCUGGUUCAUCCAAUCCACCUGCGCCACGACUGGUGAUGGUCUGUACGAGGGUCUGGAGUGGCUCGCCGAGACGCUGCGGAAAACCAACCGCGACUAA
Molecule: messenger RNA, 552 nt
Organism: Aspergillus japonicus CBS 114.51
Lineage: Eukaryota; Fungi; Ascomycota; Eurotiomycetes; Eurotiales; Aspergillaceae
Gene: arfA
Product: putative ADP-ribosylation factor
Exons: 4
Coding region: 1-552 (183 amino acids)
Biological process (GO): intracellular protein transport; vesicle-mediated transport
Cellular component (GO): cytoplasm; plasma membrane
Molecular function (GO): GTPase activity; GTP binding
Source: RefSeq, a predicted model, not a curated record